AAUAUAGGCGUACUGCGAAUUAAUCCGCGUGCAACUUCAAGCCUAUGCAGCCUGCGAGAUCUUCCAUAAUGAAGAUAUACCUGGCGCGCGAACUGAUCUGGACCUGUCUCUGGAUCUGUGUAGUGCAAAAAAAAAUGUGUCGUUGCUCGCCGCGCAAGUGGCAUUCGAAUUCAGUGUAUUCGACGUGGUCGACGAUCACUUGUCAUCAGGGAAAACCUCGAAAGGACGAAGUCGGCAAGAUUUGAGGCCGCUGAUCGAAGUAUCUGAUACGUAUACACAACGAUCGUGACAGCAUACAUAGACGAGGUUACAUGGCGAGUUAUUCACGAGGGCGAUCCUCUCGACAAUCCGAUGACACAAUGGACGAUGAUAUUGAUGACAAAGAUGAUUCCAAACGCAAAUCACGUAAUCUGAGCGAGAAGAAACGAAGAGAUCAAUUUAACAUGCUCGUAAAUGAGCUUGGUAGUAUGGUCAGUUCGAAUACGAGAAAAAUGGACAAAUCGACGGUGUUAAAGUCGACAAUAUUGUUUUUAAAAAAUCAUAAUGAGAUAGCUGUUAGAUCAAGAGUACAUGAAAUUCAAGAAGAUUGGAAACCAUCUUUUCUAUCAAAUGAAGAAUUUACACAUUUAAUACUAGAGGCUCUGGACGGUUUUAUAAUGGUAUUUUCUUCAAGCGGGCGCAUUUAUUAUGUGUCUGAAAGCGUCACAUCUCUUCUUGGAUAUCUUCCAAACGAGUUGGAAAAUACGACCGUUUACGAUAUCACGUAUCAAGAAGACCAAUCUCCUCUUUAUAAUGUACUAUUAAAUCCUGCCAUUACAAAAGAUCGACGGAAUAUCAGAGAAGAGGACAAAAUAUCUUUUUCGUGUCACAUUAAAAGAGGAGGUCAAAAUAUUGAAGAAAAUCCAAUAUACGAGCUUGUGCAAUUUGUCGGAUAUUUUCGUUCUGAUGUCGAUACAGAAGUGGAUAAUCUGCUUCCUAAUACAAAAUUCGGAAAUACUACUGGAAAAGAUACAAAAUUGGUUUUCGUGGGUACAGGACGCCUCCAGACGCCUCAAUUGAUUCGCGAAUUAUCUGUGAUGGACAAUACGAAAUCGGAAUUCACUUCACGUCAUAGCCUCGAAUGGAAAUUCUUGUUUCUGGAUCAUCGAGCACCACCCAUUAUCGGUUACCUACCAUUUGAGGUAUUGGGUACCUCUGGAUAUGAUUAUUAUCACGUAGACGAUUUGGACAAAGUAGUUACAUGUCAUGAAUCACUAAUGCAAAAGGGUGAGGGAACUUCCUGUUACUACAGAUUCCUUACGAAGGGACAACAAUGGAUAUGGUUACAGACUAGAUUUUAUAUUACGUAUAAUCAGUGGAACUCAAAGCCUGAAUUUAUCGUAUGCACGCAUUAUGUCAUCAGUUAUAUCGAUGUGAUCAAAGAAUUGCGCAAGGAAUCGCAAAGUUUUAAUAAAGAACAGACUCAAGACGUUAUGAUGUCAGUAAAACAAGAACAGGUAACGACAUCAUGUCCAGUUCCUCCAACACAGUGGUCAACAAAAUCAUCCAAGACAUCGAAAUCGAUACCUUCGAAUACUCGACCGAGACAUCAUGUCGAAAGCUCUGACAGUUCGUCAAUAUCAGCCUCUAUGCAAAGUUCACCUCAUUCGCAGAUAACGCAUAUUUCACGUUCAAAAGGUACAUCUGCAAACAAUUCCGUUGCAUCGAAGACUCAAAUGCUUCAAAUAGAUACUAGGCAUCAGCAGCAACAACAACAGCAAUCUCAACAAUCUUUGUUGGAAGUGGAUCAAAGUUGUAUUAAUUUCAUGGAACAUUCACAGUAUGCUGGAGUUAAUUUGCAAUCCGUCAAUACAGAUUUUGAGACUCCUUCCGUGCCGAUUAUAUCUUCAUUACCAACGCAAGAGAUGUUACAUCAGCAAAAUAUCGUAAUGACACCAGCGCAGAAUCAAAUUCAAGACGAACUGCAACGAAAACAUGAAGAACUGCAACAAUUAAUAAUGCAUCAGCAAGAAGAACUGAGAAAAGUAUCGGAACAGUUGCUUAAAUAUGGAAUUUUAUCACUUAAUACGGGAAUGCCAUACAAUGCCACCAACACGUGUCAACAGAUGAACAGAUGCAAUACAACCAAUUCGAACGUUCAAUUACCAACAUCAAGUAGUGUACAUGGAGUGAACGUUCUUCCUCUUCCCAUCACCGUUCCAAUGCCUAUAGUGCCUAUAGAAUUCUUUUCGCAUUCGUUAGCAGUGAGUCCAGUGCCAACAAUGUCUGGUUCAGCUCAAGGUAACGUAGACGCGAUGAUUCAGCCUCAACAACAGUCACAUCAACAACUGCAGCAUCAGCAGCAACAAUCCCAACAACAAGGACCAACUCAACAAAAUGGUAACCAGCCUGAUCUCGUGCCUUUUCAGAUGUGUCCGCAUCAAGCGGACAUGUUGUAUAACGAGAUGGAAUCAGCCUCGAAUCAACAGAGAUCAUCACAGAAUUAAAUAAAUUGAAUAUAUAUUCGUGUUGAAAUUUAUUUAUCAUGGAAGUUGGACUUUGAAGAGAUAUUCGGUAGAAGAAAAGGAUAUCAAGGGACCUAAAUAUUUAAUAAUCGUUGUGAAAACGAUAUAAUUUUGUAAUUUCGCUUGUAAUUGCAAUGGACACGAAGGAUUUCAUAUUUUUAUACAAGUGAGUUGUACAAAAAAUAUUCCGUCUAGGGAGCAGUGUUAUAGUUAGAACGCGAAUUGGACGGAUUUUGUAAGUAAUCUUUCUUUUUUUAUUUGAUAUUAUUUUAUGAUGAUUUAUUUUAUUUUAUAAAAAGAUUAAAACUUUUAAAAUUUA
Apis laboriosa (Himalayan honeybee) is the source of this 2823-nucleotide messenger RNA. RefSeq names its product circadian locomoter output cycles protein kaput (gene Clk). Gene Ontology annotation, cellular component: cytoplasm; nucleus; CLOCK-BMAL transcription complex. The transcript has 13 exons. The record is from RefSeq and is a predicted model, not a curated record. Gene Ontology annotation, biological process: regulation of transcription by RNA polymerase II; circadian regulation of gene expression. Gene Ontology annotation, molecular function: RNA polymerase II cis-regulatory region sequence-specific DNA binding; DNA-binding transcription factor activity, RNA polymerase II-specific; protein dimerization activity. Lineage: Eukaryota; Metazoa; Arthropoda; Insecta; Hymenoptera; Apidae. The coding region runs from base 312 to 2486 and encodes 724 amino acids.